Daphnia carinata is the source of this 681-nucleotide messenger RNA. RefSeq names its product alpha-crystallin A chain-like. NCBI's taxonomy places the organism in Eukaryota, Metazoa, Arthropoda, Branchiopoda, Diplostraca, Daphniidae. Gene Ontology annotation, biological process: response to heat; protein refolding. The transcript has 6 exons. The record is from RefSeq and is a predicted model, not a curated record. Gene Ontology annotation, molecular function: protein folding chaperone. The coding region runs from base 87 to 659 and encodes 190 amino acids.
CAUGAAUAAUUGCUAAUCAGUAGUCCACUAUCGACGCGAGCUGGUCGUCAAUCAAUCAUCUGUGAAAUUAUCCCAUAAGUUAUCGAAUGGCACUUACACCUUUCACCGGUUUAGAUACGAUGCUGGAUCCGUUUGAGUCGUCUGAUCCGUUCGACGUUUUUGAACCAUUCGAAUCGUUUGAACCGCUGCAAACGUACGAACCGUUGUACGAGCCUUACAGGUACACCAGGUAUCGUCAUCACGUGAGACGGUCAAGACGGCGAACGGUAAGGACAACGGUGCGCCGUAUGGAUCGUGAACUCGGGAAAUUGGUAUCGGCUAUCAAGGAAGAUGAUAAAUCAUUUCAGGUUAUGGUGGAUGUCACGGACUUUGAGCCAAACGAAAUCACUGUGAAAACCACCGAUAAAGACAUCAUCGUUCAUGCCAAACAUGAUGAGCGCAAAGAUCCAAAUGGAAGUAUUUCGCGGGAGUUCCGCCGUCGGAUUACGAUUCCCUCCGGUGUCAAACAGGAGUCCAUUACGUCCACAAUGUCGCCUGAAGGCCUCUUGACUAUUAUGGCUCCAAAAACGACUUCAGAAGGUUCCAAUGAGCGAGUUAUUCCAAUUACAAUGGCACCUGUAGCGGGAGCCAUCAAUCCACCACCAGCUCAAGGAAAAUAGAUUGCAGUAAAUCUAUCAAUUC